This is a messenger RNA of Rotaria sp. Silwood1, 402 nucleotides long. The record is from the annotation of a GenBank genome assembly. NCBI's taxonomy places the organism in Eukaryota, Metazoa, Rotifera, Eurotatoria, Philodinida, Philodinidae.
AUGACACAUUCGAACGAUGGAGUCAGUCAAUCUGUGAUGAAAGAUAAAUUACUUUUAAGCAAAUCAAAAAAUGUAACUGUUGAUAGUGUUCUCAAACAAUGUGGAGAUUUCGGUCGAUUUCAAUGGUUCCAUUAUUUCUUUCUCAAUUUAUUACAAAUAUCUGCUGGUGCUGUUGCUUUUUAUUAUGUUUAUGGUGCAGCAGAACCCGAACAUCGUUGUCGUUUGCCAUCAUCUAUUUUGCAGAAUGACAAUCAAUAUAAUCCAGUCAAUUCAACAUUAAAAUCUCUUAUUGAUAAAUAUAUUCCAAUCAGUAAUGGAAAAUGGGAUAAAUGUCAUAUAUGGGAUUCUAAUAGAAGAUUAGUUGAUUGUCCAAAUGGAUGGGUAUUUGAUCGACAUAUUUAG